Ectocarpus siliculosus is the source of this 711-nucleotide messenger RNA. Lineage: Eukaryota; Phaeophyceae; Ectocarpales; Ectocarpaceae. The record is from the annotation of a GenBank genome assembly.
AUGGCACGAAGAAGCAUGACUUCCCCACAGGCCUGCCGGAGGAGGUCUCCUGAUCCCGCUUUCACCACCCCUCGCCCCGCCUCUGAGGUCACCCCUUGGCAAGGCCAACGUCCCCUUGCGGUGUAUGAUAACUGUCCAGGGGCGAACGAGCUUGCACCGUGGCUUGACGCGAUCAUCGGUGUCAACUCUAGCAGCAGAAGCACUCGAGGCGCCGCUCCAGGCCCUGCCAUUACUGCGACGCCGGCGAGCUGCUGGAGGGUGCUGGCCGACGCUUGGACCAGCUUUGAGAGAGCGGACCCGGCGAGAGAUGCAAAUCCGCGGGGUACUUCACAGGCCACGGGCCUCGGUUUGUUCGCCUUGAAUCCUGUUCUCGCGGAGACGCGGGAAACACUGCUGCUGGAGAACGCCAACUUCAUUCAGCCAUCAUCCGAACAUCCCCGACGUUCGCCGACCCCUUCGGGCCGCCCGCCUGCCGCGGAACCCCUUCAAGGGGCCAUCGCCCUCUCAACCGAAGAGGCCGACAGCAUGCUGGCGCACACGUUUUUGAAGCAGGAGCGCCAAUCGGACAACGUCCUCAUGGGCUUCCACAUGCUGAGGGGACGCCAGCCCCAGCUCUUCAGUGCCUUUACGUGUGGUAUAGUCGACAUUGCCACCGGCCUAACUGCUGGUGCCGGUGUGCCCCUUCGCACCCUGUGGCCGCCGACACCGUAG